UGCGGCAGAGAGGAGCAGAGAGGUGCGGCGGAGAGGAGCGGCAGAGAGGUGAGGAGAGCGGCGAGGAGCGGCAGAGAGGAUCGCCAGAGCGGCAGAGAGUUCGCAGCGUCGUCGCGGUGGGUGUGAGUCAGAGGAGCCGUGUGGGCGGAGCUAAAGUAAGAUGGCUGCGGGAGAGAGGAGAGUGUUUGAGAAAUCAUCAAAUGGGAUGUUUAUCUGUCGCUAACAGGAUGCACGGCGGUCAGAAUGAAGGAGUGGUUAAUCUUCUAGCUUCCCCGGCACGGUGUGGUGUAGCCUGCCUGUUGUCUUCAGGUGUUCUGCCUGCCGCUCGAGCGUUUAUUGCUCUGACAUUGUGGAAUUCAGUAGCGGUUAGCCGUUAGCAGCACAGCAACGCUAACUCACUAGCAACCCGUUAGCAGGGAUCCGUGGAAAUCUACACCUUUUAAUAACUGUUGAGAGUUUUAAAACAACAAAGCACAGAGUGCCCGUCCUGACUGGCUAUGGAGUGGUGUUGGCUUCAGACCGGAUGACAGGGUCUACAGGGAGGACAGGGUCGCUCAGAUUCUGAAGCAACAGCAAGCUUUCCGUAGACGUACACUGACUAGAAGUGACAGCCGACUGCAGCCGACCUCCUCCUCCUCUCUUUUUAUAUACUCUUUCCCUUCCCCCCUCUCCCCCCUUCUUAUCCCCGCUCUCUUCUUACCCACAUCACCUUUUCCUUCUCUGCCCUCCUUCCCUCCUCUGCUUUUCUAUAGUUUCUUUCCCCCUGGACCUUUUUUACUGGUACUUUCUUUGUCACCUGCCUGCCUCUGACUGGCUCCAGUAUGAGCUGGCUGAGCAGGUUGAACCCGCGGGCAACCGGGAGUCGGUCUGGCAGGAGCGCCGCCCCCUCCAGCCCGUGCACAGCAGACCCGGAGACUUGCCUCAUGGUGUUUGAGAACCACUGGAGACAGGUUUCUUGGGUGCUGGAGCAGCACGAGCCGUCGUCCUCCAGCGACGACCUGACGGCGGUGAGGAAUCACACCGACCAGAUGUUGUGUCUGCUGGCAGAGGAGCGUCCCGCUGAGAGCUCAGACGGCGGAACCACAGUGCUACCCAUGGGCCCCAUCCUGGAGCUGGUGGUCACCGAGAAUAUCCUGGAACACCUGGUUCAGUGGCACCUCCGACGAGGCCUGGACCCGGACAGCCAGGGGGCGCUGCUCAAGCUGUAUGAGAUGCUCAUCGGCCAGUCCCAGCAGCCUUUGCUGCAGCACACAGCGGUCCUCCAUCCUCUGCUGAGGCUGCUGGGAGCUUGUGCUGAUCCAGAGCUUGGUUGUCCUUCAGGCCUGGAGAACAGUCUGGUCCUGCUGCUCAAUCAGAUCUGCGUGUCCAUGGCCCGGCAGCCCGUCGUUCUGGAGAUGUUGUUCCGUGCGGCACCGGCUCAGCAGGGCUCCACCAACCUGCUGAUCUUCUCCCUCCUCGUGCCGUUCAUCCACCGGGACGGAGCCAUCGGGCAGCAGGCCAGAGACGCGCUGCUGCUGGUCAUGGCCACCUCGGCCAGCAACGAGUCCGUGGCCCGUUACAUCGCUGAGAACUCGUACUUCUGCCCGGUCUUGGCGACGGGCCUCAGCGCUCUCUACUCCUCUCUGCCGAGGAAGAUAGAAGUCAGGGGAGACGACUGGCAUGCACUGCGGCGGGAGGACUGGAUGGGCGUAUCGUCCCUCGUACUGUUCAUGAACUCGCUGGAGUUCUGUAACGCUGUGGUGCAGGUGGCUCAUCCUUUGGUGCAAUCGCAGCUCCUGGACUACCUCCACAACGGCUUCCUCGUUCCGGUCAUGGGCCCUGCACUGCACAAGUCAUCAGUGGAUGAGAUGAUCGCCAGCACCGCCUACCUUGACCUUUUCCUGCGCAGCGUGUCAGAGACCUCCCUCCUCAAAACCUUCCUGCGCUUCAUCCUGCUGCACCGCCACGACAACGACACCAUCCUGGACACGCUGCUCACGCGCAUCAGCAGCAACUCAAGGCUCUGCAUGGUAUCACUCAGCCUCUUCAGGACUCUUCUCUCCCUGAACUGUGAAGACAUCAUGCUGCAGCUUGUUCUCAGGUAUCUACUGCCCUGCACCCAUGUGAUGCUGAGUCAGCGUCGCGCUAUCAGGGAGACCGACAUGUACGGAAAGUCAGCAGAUAAGUUCCUGUCCCUGAUCCCGGAGUGCUGCCGGUUCAAUGCAGCGUCCUCUGCUGAGCGGGAAGAGGAUAAUCCAUUCUGGGGUAAAGUACUGAGCAGUCCCAGCACGGAGUCUCCAACCCCUUCCAGACCCAGCACCCCGUCCCGCUUAGUCUUCUUCAUCCGCCAACCAAGCAUCGGAGGUGGAUUAGGAGGAGGUGGUCCCUCCACCCCGACCAGCAUGGAGGCCAUGCAGUCCGGUCCUCCUGGCUCCCACCCUCUCUCCCCUGAAAGCCCGAUGCACCCUCAGCUCCCUCACACAGAGAGUCUAGAUUGGGAUUCAGGCUACCUGGAGUACCUCAAAGACGCCCGACGGGGCAUUGAGUUUUGCUCCUGGGCCUGCCGUGACUGGUCGGCGCCUUAUGAUGGAGAGAACCCCUCCCCGAACACAGUCCCUCCACCACCACCUCCCCCUACCUCUAACCCCUCCAUGGCCAUGUUCCCUGAGCACUUUUCCUUCCAGCAGGGAGGAAGCAGCGGCACCCCUCCAGGCCAGCAGAGGGCGGCCAUAGUGGCCGCAGCACGAUCAGAGUGGAGCAGCUCGGAGCGGGACAGUGGGGAGUGGGACGUCACGAUCGGCAAAAACAACUGCAUCAGCCUCACGCCGCGCUCCAAGAAACGCAGCCUGCAGAGAGAGGAGCUUCUGCCAAAGCCCGUACCUCGCCUCAUACCCUCCUCUUCAUCUUCAGCUGCCCCUUUAUCCACCUCCUACACCGCCUCGCCCCCUGCUCCUCACAUUCCAACGUCUGCCAUCACUGUUAGCUACCAGGCUAUGUAUAACGGGACAAUGAGUGGAGAUGGCUGCUCAGACAAUCAGGACAGAGGACUGGAGGUGAAGAAAGUGAAGAGAGACUUGGGGGAGCAGCAGUAUUUGGAUGAAAAUGCAAAUCAAAACGGAUCCCUGGUCACGUGUCCCUCCCAAAGCUGCUCCGCUCUCACUCAGUCCAUUUUUAACAACAGUGACAUAAGUGAUGCUAAAUCGCUUUGCGCUAACCAGCUCGCCUCUCAGAGCUCUGUCACUCAGCAACCGUCUGACACCAAACUGCCGACCAGCGACACCUCAUACCCACACAGUGCAUCCUCAGAUCUUCCAGAAGUCAAUCAGUUACAACAGUCUGUAGAGAGCUUGAUCCAGGAGCUGCUGGAGCAGGCGCCGGGAGAACCGCAGCCGCCCGGAGACUCCAACGGUCAGGGCAUCAGCAUCGAGGCCUUCACGCGGGAGCUGAGCGAGCUGGAGGACCGGGUGAAGGAGCGCAGCAGAGCGGCCUGUCAGCAGGAAGAAACUGCCAGAGAGAUGCUGUCGGCUGAGCGGCAGGAGGAGGAACAGCAGCUGGAGGUGAAGCUGACAGGAGACACAAAGGGAGAAGGGGCUAUGGUGGGGCUCUGUAGUCCUGCCAGACCUCUCAAUCAGCCUUCCUCUCAGCCGUACACAGGUCCGUUCAUGGUGGUUCUGUUCACCAAGCUGGAGAACAUGCUCCAGAACUCGCUGUACGUCAACAUCCUGCUGACGGGCAUCGUGGCUCAGCUGGCCUGCUACCCUCAGCCGCUCCUCCGCUCCUUCCUGCUCAACACCAACAUGGUCUUCCAGCCCAGUGUCAAGUCACUGAUCCAGGUUCUUGGUUCUGUGAAGAACCGUAUUGAGGCGUUCGCAGCCUCCCAUGAGGACUUCCCUGCCAUGCUGAAGAAAGCUCAACAAUACCUGGUAGCUCGAGGCAAAGUGGACUGGGCAGACUCGCCUGCAGGAGUUCCAACCCUGCGGCGCUCUGAUUCACUGGUGAAAAGUCGUAAGCCAUCCCUCGGAGACCUGAUCCUCCGUCACACCAACAGCCCCACGCGAGCUCGCCACGCCGCCCAGCUCGCCCUCGCACACGUACGAGACGGCGGCCAAUCGCUGCACAGCGCUCUCUUCAGGGGCAGCGGAGGCAGCGGGGCGUCCGGCCUUGAGAAGCAAGCCGAGGCUCUGCGAGUGAAGAACGCCGUCUACUGUGCCGUCAUCUUCUGCGAGUUCCUCAAGGAGCUGGCUGCGCUGGCUCAAGAGCACGCCGUCAAUCUGCCUUUUCCUCAGAGCCAGGAGGAAUAGACGGUAAACUCCUCCUUGAACGAGCUCCCGGCCUCCAUUUGUCUUUUUGAUUAGGCUCUUAAAGAGCUCUAUAGGACUCCCCGUCACAAGAGGACUGUGGCACUGAGACUUCUGUCACUGUAACGACACAAACAGCUCGAGGGAUAUCGGCAUUUUUGUACCAAAUUGUUACAGUAACCUAUAAAGACUGGAAAGUGUUCCUCAUCUGUAAACUUCUACGAUACUGUGCAUAUCAUGUAUUAUAUUUACAUAUUAUACACAGAGUAUCUCAGUAAAUGCUUGAGAUGUGGGAGCUUGUACAUACACAUACCAUGUCUUGGUAUAAUGUGACACAGUUAAGCCACAGGUGGUAGAAAUAGGUGCACAUACUGGUGCUAGUUGACACUCUUAAUCUUUUAAUUUGAGAGAAAGUGCUCUCAGGCGGCACGGAGGAGAGAAGGAUCUGUCCUCCACAGAAAAAUCUCUUCACCAAAAAGUGUUUAGCAGGAAAACGAUGAAAGCCUCGACCAUUUCUGUUCAACAAGCUUUCACACAGAGCUUUUUUUUGUCCUCCUUCAAGGAUCGGCCAAAAUAGAAAGCUCACAGAAAUGUUCCCGGCGAACUUCUGGAGUGUCCAUUUAGUUCUGAAAAGGCUGCGCUGCUGCAGAGACCUUAGUGAAAACUGGAAACAAAAGUGAGCCAGGGCCACGAUCUCGGUCACUGAUUGGCACAGCCGGGCCGACACAAACUGGAAACUUUAGAUUGUUGUUGCCAUUUUUUAAACAUUUCAUUUUAAGCAUUUUGUUUUUUCGUAUUUGUACCAUUCUGGAGACAUAUCAGCCACAUGUGGGAGCAGGUGUGUGUGUGCGUGUGAGUUUAUUUUAGUGAACGACACCAGGGUGACGCCAGCUCUCCAGGCCAUCAGUAAGCCGCUCACCUGUUGCUAUGAAAGAGACAGCGGGGUUUUGAAAUGGCAGCACUGCUUGUACAAUUCAAACCCUUUGUGUGUCAUUUAGUCUUUUUUUAAAAAGACCCCAGAGUCUGCUCGAGAAAGAGAAAACAGAAAGCUUCUUUUAUUUUCUUCUUUUUCUUCUCGGAAGCAUAGGAACAAUUUCCGUUUUUUUUUUUUGAAAUGACAGUUGAAAAAGACCUCAUGAGGCGUUCACUGACUUCUUUUAAUAGGAUGUUUUGUUUGUGAGCUUAAAGUGAAAGCUCGUAGGAGCGAACUCCAUUUCAACUUUUGUCAUUUGUGUUUUUCGUUAGCUGCGAAAUGUCUCCUCUGAGCGAGACAAGCCAAACUGAACACGCAAGAGUUCAUACUGGAACUUAACAAGCUGCUAUUUAUAACACUAAGUCCCCUUUUGUCAGUAGUGUAACUGCUACCAACUCUUCAUUUGAUUGUUAGGUACCAAGUAUAAAUGUGUGUGAGGAUGAGGAGGAGGAGGAGGAGGAGGAGGAGGAGGAGUCAGUGCCAGUGUUGUGAUCGGGGUUUAAUUUAUUUUCUGGUGUCUGAGGGUUGAGUGAAGUCGCAGCCGCACAGUGUUAAAGCUUUUUGCCAAGUAAAGUACUCCUCAGACACUUUCAGACUUUGAUUGAUUUUAUACAGUAAGAAUCCUCAAUUUUACAAACUGUCAUUUCAUGUUAACUCUCUUGUUUGUUUUUAUGAAACCUCCAGGAAAAUUCAGAGAACAUUAUUAGGAACUAUUAGGAGAAUCAACUCUAUGACUGCAACGCUGAAUCCAUCAGAGUAUAGCCUUGCUUUAGUGAAAUCACUUGAUUUCCUGCACACACCAGCCGAUCUGUCUCCAUUUGGCAGAAGAGGAUCUGCUAAAAGCGCCUGCCAUCCUGCGAAGUCUUAAUCUUUGAAAUUCUUCAUCAAUUCUUGACAUCUUUUCUCACAAAGUCGAGUCUCUCUCGACUUGUCAAAGCCAUAAUCAUGGUCUUUGUGUUUGUAAAUGUAGUACUUCAUUACUGCUGUAAUUCACUUUUCUAUGAGAUUUCUAGACACAUUUUGUAACAUCCUUAUAGGCUGUUUUUUAAAAAGCAUUAGUUAAGAGUUUCUGCAUGCAAAUUUAAGGCCAGGUUUAUAAGAAAAAGGGUAAUAAAUAGUGUAGAGUAAGCUUUCUUUGGUUUAUAGGUGACCUUAAAUCACUCCCAUGCUGUAGGUAUUAGUGAGUCAUCCUCCAGCCUGCAGACGUUUCACACUGAAUGUUUCCUCUCAGCUGAUCAGACCGGUCCAGGAGUCACUUCUGUAUUUUACCCACUGCCAUCAGUCCGUCCAUCUGUUCACCUCGCUCUGCUGUUGUUCAUGUUCAAAACCAGAUAAAUGUUUGCUGUGAGCAGAAGAAGAAAAAGCCAGAGGGUCUCACUCCACUCCAGGUUCCUCACUUAACUCUCGAGAUUGUGCUUUUUUUUUUUUUUUUUUAACGACGCUAUUUUUACAAAGCGUCGAGUUUCUGAGCUGGAUGGUAAACGUUCAGACUCUCACUACUUGUUUUUUUUUUUCCAGUCACCGUGUAACAAAGCAGUUUCAGUUCUUGAUCUGUUUUUCUGUUGCAUUCUCCAACACCAAAGACAAUCUCUCUCUCUGUGACAAUACCUGAAACAUUGAUUGUCUCUGUAAGACACCUCCACAGCUCACAAUAUGAACAAUGUGCAACUAGAUUCAUGCAGCGCUCUCCCAUGCUGACUGUGCUUUCAGAUGAUGAAAAAAAAAAGUGCCAAUGCUGACUAUAAAUCAGAUGCAGUAAGAGUUAGGCGGUCAAACAGGGGGAAAAAACAAACUCACCAAGAUGACUGGUGCCACAGCAGCCAGGGUCUAACCCUGUGAGAAGUAGACCCAUGCUUCAAUGAACCAGAUCUCCUUUAGAGAGGUCUCACAGGACAGGAUGGUUCCUUUGUUUUAAAGCUCCAACAUCCGCUUCAAAAUUUAAUCAUCGGCAUUAUUUAUCCGACUGGAGACAUUUCUGAUUUCAGCUUAAAGACACCCGACCAUUCUUCAUGCAUUCAGCAUUUUUUAAUUACUUCAUUUCUAAGACUGUAAGAGGUGGAUGAGGAGAAGUUAGAAAUAAGCCUCAUAUGAGAGUAAACACUUAGUGAAAUAGAACAGGGAGCCCUGACAGAUAUUAUCAAGCUUACAUUACGACUGUAUGAGAUUAACUUGCACUAGGGAAGUUCAUUUUCCUCAAUCCAUGAAGAAGAAUGAGAGGCAGAGAACAAGAAGGGGGCCCGCCAUCUGCUUAGACAGCAGUAGGGAUUAAACAGGGGGACAACCUGUUCAAACAAACAACAUUGCAGAUGCACGGAUGCAUCGGCGGUAAAAUGCAACAUCAGCCCAUCAGCAAACACUGCGUCUCCAUGUCAGUAGAUGAUGUUUACCUGUAUCUUAUUACAUCUUUAUCCCAUCAUUGUAACGCUAGGAAGCUAGUGCUGAUUCAGAGGAAUAGGUUUUUAUAAGUCAGAAUAAGUCACCUGUUUGACAGACUAGGAUUUUUGUUGAUGCUUAAACUUGACAGGAAGUGUCAGCAGUGAAGGAGUAUAGCACCAUCUCUGAGAAAGAUCUGUUUGUAAGACACAUUCCAGUGAUGUCUUGAGAUGGAGUUUAAAGGAGGGACUAAAAGCAACUAUUUCAAUACAUUGAAUCCCAUAGCUCGUCUGAAAAAACAGGACGAAUUUCAAAGAAGUAAUACCCAAAAAGUGGAUUAAGUCAUCAGCUAAAUAGUUAUUCUAAUCUCUGUGAUCUCUAAUUGUGGAUUAAAUUCCUUUUCUUUGUGAUUUUUGACCACGGAAACUAACACGAGUGGAUGCUUAAGCGAGUGCAGAAUAAUCUGAACUGCAGUUACUUCACUGCCUGUCAGAAGAAAAAAAAGAAGUAACAAGACGAAACCAAAUGAUUGCUCUCCUUUUAAAAACAAGAUGUUAAAUGUCUCUGUAACCAGUAAACACCUCAGAUGUCAGCAGUAGUGGCUUCUGUUUCGUCACCUCAGCUCGACUUAAGCUUGAUGAAAUGUUGAUGUUAACUGACAGAGAAAUGGUGUUUUUGUAAACCCAAAGCUAAGCUUCAAAUUUUGUAUUCACUGUCACAGAUUUAUUUUUUUUCUUUUUGUUUUGUUUGAUUUCUGCCGUCUGUGUUUCAGGCAGACGUACUUGAACGCUACGAGAGAUGUGUCAAACGGGGGGGGGGGAAAAAAAACAGAUUCCUGACAUCCUUUAAAUUUCACCACUCCUCCCGUCAGUCUGAACUCAGAGCAUGUUGUGUUUUGAGUUUCUUUAAGGUGUAACAGAAAGAAAACAGCAUGCCAAAGUGUUCACCUGUCACUUUACUGGGAUUGGAUCAUUUGGGUUUUGAUUGGCUCUUCCACUGCCCGGACACUUUGUGAAGAAUAUGUUGUGUACGCAGGAACACGAUGUGUGCCAAACCAGGCUUCCACUUCAACUUUGCAACACAUUUUACUCACCACGCGAGCACACGGUUCUUUAAUUCUUUAAGUUCUCUGUACAAAAACAACACUUCAGUUGAUUUCAGUUCUUUUGAAGGGAUUUUGUUUUCACGUCUGAUUUCUCGUACACUUAGUGCCAUGUUUGAAAAUGAUUCACGUUGAUUUGUUUUGCUUUAAUCGCAGGAUGUACACGAAAUCUUCUUUCUUUUUCAGCUUUGACUCCCCCACUGACUGAUUUCUCCCCUGUGAUCUAUGCAAAUCAUGCUCUGGUGUCCCCCCUCCCCACUCCCCCCUUGAUAGAGGCUGAAAGAUGAUGUUGACUGAUUUAAUGUGUAAAUACUGUAAAAAAAAAAAAAAAAAAAAAAAAAGUGAUGGGUUGAAAAAAUGCAGAGGUAUGUGAAAUAACCAACAGGACAGAAUGAAAAUCAUGCUAAAAGUAAUGUAAUGAUGAAUGUUGUCAGAAAUAUUUUUCUAUAUUUUGAAAUCAUUACGAAAAAAAGGACAGAAAUACAAAGUGGGAGAAGCUGUAAGAAGAACACUACAAAGGGAAUGUUUUUAUUAAUUUAUAAAUUCUUUGCCUAGCAAUA
Molecule: messenger RNA, 9285 nt
Organism: Notolabrus celidotus (New Zealand spotty)
Lineage: Eukaryota; Metazoa; Chordata; Actinopteri; Labriformes; Labridae
Gene: fhip1b
Product: family with sequence similarity 160 member A2
Exons: 12
Coding region: 822-4280 (1152 amino acids)
Biological process (GO): early endosome to late endosome transport; endosome organization; endosome to lysosome transport
Cellular component (GO): FHF complex
Source: RefSeq, a predicted model, not a curated record